AUGCCCAAAGAAGGUGAAACAAUAAAGUUUAAUGACUUUAAUAAGAGAAUGAAAGUGCCAUUCGUCGUCUAUGCUGAUUUUGAAUGUAUGCUUACUCCAGUACAUUCUACCGGAAGUGAAGAGGAAUACACAAGCGGAUCGUACACGAAAAAGUACCAAAAACAUGAUGCGAUUAGUUUUUCGUAUUACAUAGUACAAGAAGAACACAAUUAUGCAAGGCCAGUAACAUACUUUGGCGAAGAUGCAGCUCAGGUUUUUGUAGAGAGGUUGUUCAACGAGUCUAAGAAAAUAAGCUAUCUAUAUUCAAAAGAAGCUGCUAAGCCAAUGGAACUUUCAGAGGAGGACGAUAUUACUCUAUUGACGGCCACUCAGUGCCAUAUUUGUGGAAAGGAGUUUACAGAAGACAAGCCGUUUGUUAGAGACCAUGACCAUCUUACAGGAAAACUAAGGGGUCCAGCGCACAACGCUUGUAAUUUAAAUUUUAGAAAACCUCAUUUCCUCCCCAUAUUUAUUCACAAUCUUUCUGGAUACGAUACUCACCUGUUUAUCAAAAUGUUUGGUUUGAAUGAUGACACUAUUGAUGUUAUACCAAAUAACGAGGAAAAAUAUAUUUCUUAUACUGUUCAUGUAAAAGGAGGUAUUGAUUUGAGAUUUGUAGAUUCGGUUAAAUUCAUGUCAAGUAGUUUAGACAUACUCGUCAAGAACUUAUCUCCUCAACAUUUUAAGCAUACUUCGAAGUACUACUCGAGUGAACAGCUGAAGCUGCUGCAAAAAAAGGGUGUGUACCCUUAUGACUUUAUGGACUCCCUACAGAAAUUUGAAUACACGUCACUCCCACAUAAGAAAGACUUCUACAACAAACUAACCAUGACCAACAUUGAAGAUGAAGACUAUGAGCAUGCAAGCAAAGUUUGGAACGAAUUUAAUAUACAAAGCAUGAAAGCAUACACUUUACUCUACAACCAAUCAGAUGUAUUGCAAUUAGCAGACGUCAUGGAGAACUUUCGAAACAUUUGUAUGGAGACUUACCAGCUGGACCCAGCAUGGUACUACACAGCACCAGGACUAGCUUGGAGUGCCAUGCUCAAAACAACCGAGAUCGAACUUGAACUGUUAUCAGACUACAAUAUGAUUCUAAUGAUUGGAAACGGGAUACGAGGAGGAUUAUCACAAUGUUCGAACCGGUACGCCACUGCCAAUAACAAAUACAUGGAGGAAAGUUAUAAUGAAAAUUUGCCCACGUCAUAUCUUACAUACCUUGACGCCAAUAACUUGUAUGGCUGGGCUAUGAGCCAACAUAUGCCUUACUCUGAUUUCAAGUGGGUAGAAGAUGUUCACAACCUUGAUAUUUUAUCAGUUCCAGAUGAUGGAAAUAUGGGAUACAUAUUGGAAGUAGAUUUAGAGUAUCCCCAAGAACUGCACGACCUACAUUCCGAUCUACCUCUAGCACCUGAAAGACAAAUACCACCCGGAUCUAAACAAGAGAAACUUCUAGCCACAUUGUUUGACAAAAAGAGAUAUGUUCUACACUUUCGGAAUUUGAAGCAAUACAUCUCUCUCGGUUUGAAAUUAAAGAAUAUUCACAAAGCAAUAAGUUUCACUCAGAGCAACUGGCUUAAACCUUACAUCGAUCUGAAUACUAGUAUGAGAACUAAAGCUACAAACAAUUUUGAAAAGGAUUUUUUCAAGCUUAUGAAUAAUGCCGUGUUUGGCAAAACCAUGGAAAACAUUCGGAAUCGUGUCAACAUCCGGUUGGCGACAAAGGAAAAACAAGUAGACAAGUGGUUGGCUCAACCUAACUUCAAGAGGAGGACAAUAUUUACGGAUCAACUUGCGGCAGUACACAUGAGCAAGACCAAACUUGUAUUCAACAAACCUAUCUACGUGGGAAUGAGUAUUUUGGACGUGUCUAAGACAUUGAUGUAUGACUUUCACUACAAUGUGAUAAAAGCACGAUACGGGGAUAAAGUUCAAUUGCAGUACACAGACACAGAUUCACUUACAUACUUAACAUAUACUGAUGAUGUAUAUAAAGAUAUGAAGGAAAUGCAAGAUUUUUUCGACACGAGUGACUACCCACCUAAUCAUCCAUGUUUCAGUGUCACUAAUAAGAAGAUCAUCGGAAAGUUCAAGGAUGAACUAAAUGGAAGAAUUAUGUUUGAACACAUUGCGUUGAAAUCAAAAAUGUAUGCAAGUAGGUCAGAAAAUGACAGCAUCUCAAAAAGAUCAAAAGGAGUUAAAAGAGCAGUUGUAGAAAAUAGUAUUACAUUCCAAGACUACAAAGACUGCCUGAAAACCCAAAUUGACAAAUACUGUCCAAAUAACGUAAUUAGGAGCUAUAAGCAUGAACUGUAUAGUGUGGAACUCAACAAGAUUUCGUUGUCAGCUCAUGAUGACAAAAGAUUCAUUUUAAGUGAUGGUAUUAGUACUUUGCCGUGGGGACACUACAAAAUACCUGAGAAUUGA
Molecule: messenger RNA, 2466 nt
Organism: Macrosteles quadrilineatus (aster leafhopper)
Lineage: Eukaryota; Metazoa; Arthropoda; Insecta; Hemiptera; Cicadellidae
Exons: 1
Coding region: 1-2466 (821 amino acids)
Source: RefSeq, a predicted model, not a curated record